Messenger RNA from Entrophospora sp. SA101, 451 nucleotides. NCBI's taxonomy places the organism in Eukaryota, Fungi, Glomeromycota, Glomeromycetes, Entrophosporales, Entrophosporaceae. The record is from the annotation of a GenBank genome assembly.
CAUUAAAUGAAUAUAAUAAUGAAUCUUCAAAUGAUGAAACAUUGAUUGAAUUUAAAAGAAAAAAUGAUACUAAAUGGGAGAUAGAUUAUAGUCAUCACAUUAUUAGUAUAAAAGAGAGAAAAUCUAAUAAUGAAAUAGAUGACUGGGUCACAAUUGAUGAAUAUGGUGUAAACAGUAAUGUUAAAUAUUAUAAAUUAUUAGAAAAUGAUGAUUUAAUCUUAAUAACAACAUAUAAAUAUAUAAUAAUUCUCUCAUUUAACAAUAAAACUUCUAAAAUAUAUUGCAAGUGUAUUACUAAAAAAGAUUUAACUAAAAAUGAAAUCAAAUCAGCUGUUGACAAUGACAAGAUUGAAGAAUAUUUAUUUAAUAUUAAUUCUAUGGAUUUUAAUUAUUCAUAUGUUCAUAAACAUCAAAUUACUAGGCAACCUUAUAGAGAAAUGAUAUUAUAUAU